Molecule: messenger RNA, 516 nt
Organism: Chenopodium quinoa (quinoa)
Lineage: Eukaryota; Viridiplantae; Streptophyta; Magnoliopsida; Caryophyllales; Amaranthaceae
Exons: 1
Coding region: 1-516 (171 amino acids)
Molecular function (GO): RNA-DNA hybrid ribonuclease activity; nucleic acid binding
Source: RefSeq, a predicted model, not a curated record
AUGACUGAGGAUGAUACUUGGACGCUCUAUUUCGAUGGAGCUUCAAACCAAAAAGGUUGUGGUAUAGGAGUCUUACUCGUAUCACCCAACGAAGAGCACAUCCCAAUUUCUAUGAAGCUCGAUUUUGAUGUCACCAACAAUGUUGUAGAAUACGAAGCAUGCAUCUUGGAAUUAGAGACAGUUGUCGCUUUGGGAAUCAAGAAGCUAAGAAUUUAUGGUGACUCUUCAUUAAUCAUCAACCAAAUUUCAAAGAGAUGGAAAAUGAGAAGUGAAAGUCUUGCUACAUAUCAAGCUCAUUUGGAAACUCUCAUAGAGAAACUAGAUGAAGUGGAAUACACUUAUUUACCUAGAGAAGAAAAUCAGUUCGCUGAUGCGCUAGCUAAGUUGGAUUUAAUGGUCCGGAUUCCAAGAGAUACAAUUAGAAUGCUAUUGACCAUAGAACAACGAUAUGAGCCGACUUAUGUUCAUGCACUUGCUGAUAAACAAGACUCGCAAGAAGAAGACAAAGAGCCGUGA